Messenger RNA from Ophidiomyces ophidiicola, 2913 nucleotides. RefSeq names its product RAM signaling network component (gene SOG2). The record is from RefSeq and is a predicted model, not a curated record. Lineage: Eukaryota; Fungi; Ascomycota; Eurotiomycetes; Onygenales; Onygenaceae. The transcript is spliced from 4 exons. Gene Ontology annotation, molecular function: protein binding. Bases 1 to 2913 code for a protein of 970 amino acids.
AUGAGCCGCACCGACGAGGCCCUACGGCCUUCUCGAACCGUUCGAGGUGACAAUCCCGAAGAUACGAAAGAACAACAGUCCUACACCAGCGGAUCUGCAUCUAACCUUGGUCCUCCCGUUCGCGGCGAUACUCCACCAGCGCGAGCCAACCGACCACCCCCUUCCAAAGUCCUCAGCCGGGAAGAGACAUUGCGCCUAGCUAGAUGUGCCGUUGAAAAUGGCCUGCAGGAAACAAAAAGGUCUCUGGCGGGUAGCGAAGCGGUGGGCGAUGCGGUUCGCCCAAAGUUAACAAUUGAUCUUGGACACAAAAGCAUUUCUUGGGUGCCUGAUGAGAUCGUAGAUAUUAUCAAGGACGAAGUUGCUAGGUUAUCCUUGUCCAACAAUUAUAUAGAUCGCAUACCCUCCCGAUUCCAAGAAUGUGUUCACCUACGAUACCUCAAUAUUCGAGCGAAUGGCUUUACAGAAUUUCCAAAAGGAGUAUUCAGCCUCUCCUUCCUCGAGAUUCUCGAUUUGAGCCGGAAUAAAAUUGCCACAAUUCCAGGGGAAAUUCGGAACCUCACAUCCUUGCGAGUUUUUUCGGUUAUGCAGAAUGUCCUAGAAGAUCUUCCUAUCGAGCUAUCCGAAAUGAGCAAACUACAAGUGCUGAAAGUGUCUGGAAAUUGCUUAACUCAACCUUUAAAGCGGAUUUUAGAAUUGAAAGAAAUGGAGAUAGCAAUGACUGAAAUGACAGAUGCUGAAAAAGAAAGUGCAUUAACUGCAGAACUAAAGAGAUAUCUAAAAAGCAGACAGCCAGUUAUUGAUAUUGAGAGUAUAUCGGAUACACAUAUAAUGGACACCCCGAAGCCACCUAGGAGAGGCAACGCCCGAUUCCCGGUCAUUCCACGUAGUAAUGGGACGAGCUCGUCUCAAGACUCGAAGUCUCCUUCAUAUACCAGACCACCACCCAUUCCGAUUCGCUCCCACCACCGAAUCACAUCGAGUCAAAACAAUUUCGCCCAUAAUAGCAUAACUCGGUUCAGAUUUCCUUCCGCUAGUGAACGAAAUCGAAGUAACAGCGAAGGAGUAAUUCAAGGCGCAGCCUCUUUACACAACAAACGGCUAGGCUUGCUUCAUCGAAUGAACGAUCUGGGCACUCUCGAUGAGGUUCGACCCUAUCGUAAUAGUCAUUUGCGCGGAUUAAGUCACGGCUCACUUCUUCGAAAUCAACAUAGCGCCAACUCAAGCAGCAGCAAUGACUCCAGCCCAAAUAGCCCAAAGGGUCGAAAGAAGUCAUGCGACGGAUUCGUUCGUCGCAUGUCGAGCUUACCAGAACACAAAGUAUCAACGACAAUAAAAAUUCCCGUGAUUGAGGCGGCAAAAACUCUACUAUUUGCGUUAUACCAGGUGCAUCCGCAUAUAUCCUCGGUAAUAAAUGUUAUCAGAGGUGAGGAAUGCGGAAAGGCAAGACUUGAAAUUGUCUUCUACAAUGCAUCCACACAUCUUGAACAGCUGAAUGAGGCGCUCGAAAUGACGAAAGAGGCAAACUUGCAGGAUCCAGAUACCGCCAAACGAAUGUCGGAUGCCGUAAGGCAUGAAUGUGAAACCUGUAUCAAUGCCUAUGUCCAUGUUGCUACGCAAUUUAGGCAUAGUCUCGCGAAAAUCGUGUCCCUUGUUGAUCAGAGAUAUGUCAGGUCGUUACUUCUUAUGAUAUACGGUAGCGUUACGGAACUGCGCAAUGUUUACGUCAAUUUGGGCAUCAAUCCGAAUGAAAAGACUCAGCCCAACGUUACCAAAGAGUCUCUGUCCGAUACAGCUAAGAAGGUACCUCCAAAUAAGACUUCCGACCAAUCCCUUACUCCUCCAGCCCGAGAGCGCCCUCUGCCGGUGAGGCGACUCAGAAGUGAAACGACUGUUCAAGCUCAGAUGCCUACAUCUAUUCCUCUCAAUCUGCCAACCCCCAGUGCUCCCAAUGGUGCUCCUAACCCCCCAAGCCAAGCCUGGCGCUCGAACUCCAGCAUCGGCACACGAAGCCGGUCCAGCAGCCGGUCCAAUACCCUCUUGACGUCAUCCGGACCAUCGUCGCUUGCUAAUACCCCUCGGUCUGGCGAAUCAUUUAGCACUGCUUCCACCUCUACUGCCAACCGCAUUAAUCCAAUGACCGGGCUAGAUGAAUAUGAAGAAGAGCGGAUUUUUGAAAAGAUUUUCGUUCAACUCACCGCUGCUUAUCGGUCCGUAUUGCAAGCAGUUCCAGUCGUUGCCAAUCAAUUUUCGCAAUGUCUUGAAUUAGCAGAGACGACAAAAGCUCCGCAGCCCAUACAUUCUCUGCUAAGUAAACUCAUUACUCGCUGUCGUACUUGCACCAAUGUCUCAGAAGCACUGCAAGCACGUCUUUCCACAAUGAAGUUAAAGGAGCCUAAUGGUGGAAUGCGAAACCAGCGAGAAUUUUGGCAGUUAUGCAAGACGUUUUUACAGUCUUUUGUUGAACUAGUGAUUGAUAUGCGCGAAGCUAAAAACUUGCGCCUACUACCUCCUGAUAUCGUCGCCAUUUUAAGGCCGGUUCAGAAGGCUAGCAGAGAAGCAGGCAGGCUAAUAGACACUUCUCCAUGGUCAUAUCUUGCGGAAUUGAACACGUCGAAUCCGUCAUCCAUCUUCCCACAAUCCUCGCAAUCUCAUCACCCACAGGCCCCUUCUCAUUCCACUAACGGCUCUACAACAACGACGGCCUCAAUCGCUCUGACUGCCGGGUCCUCACCGCAAUCUAUCACGAUGCCAGCAACACCUCUAAGUGCUGCUUUGGGCCCGGCAGCACAGGCGACUGUUCCUGCUGUUCCCGUGAGCGCAUGCAGUGAUCGAUUUUUUGCAGGGAAUUUAUACGAAAGAGCAGACUCAUUGCUCUCCAUGUCAGGGCCAGCACCAUUAUUCAUUCGUCGAUAG